Messenger RNA from Saccharomycodes ludwigii, 1509 nucleotides. It is a transcript of the gene CDC37, whose product is annotated as Hsp90 co-chaperone CDC37. Lineage: Eukaryota; Fungi; Ascomycota; Saccharomycetes; Saccharomycodales; Saccharomycodaceae. Gene Ontology annotation, cellular component: cytoplasm. Gene Ontology annotation, biological process: protein folding; protein stabilization. Gene Ontology annotation, molecular function: heat shock protein binding; protein-folding chaperone binding; protein kinase binding. The record is from RefSeq and is a predicted model, not a curated record. The transcript has a single exon. The coding region runs from base 1 to 1509 and encodes 502 amino acids.
AUGGUUGUGGAUUAUUCUAAAUGGGAUAAAAUAGAGCUAUCUGACGAUUCAGAUAUUGAAGUGCAUCCAAACGUUGAUAAAGCUUCAUUCGUCAGAUGGAAACAGCAAAGUGUUCAUGAACAAAGAGCUAAGAGAAACCAAGAUAUUAAAACCUUAGAAGCUCAAAUUCACAUGUAUCAGCAUUUAAAUAAAAGAGUUGAUACUAUGCUACAAAACGGUAAUGUCAAAGAUUUUAGUGAUUUGAAUGAGGUAACAAGGUUUUUAAACUCUAAUUUUGAUAAAACUGAGAAUAGUGAGGGCGAAUUUGUUGAUAAAGAUAUCCCCACCUAUAAUGAAAUGGUAGAAGAUUUAAUUGAACAAUUGAAGCGAGAGUUGGUUAAUGAAAAGCAAGAUCCAACUAAUGGAAAUUUGGUAAAAGACAAACUAAUACAACAUAGAGCCAAAAUAGACGAAGUUACUGUUGAAGGUCGCAAAAAAUUAGAUCAACUAUAUAAGGAAAAAGCAUUGCACAUUUCUUCCGAUGAUAUACAUACGGGAUUUGACAGCAGUUUUAUCAAUAAAAAGCAAGGUACUCAAGAUGCUUUAAAAAAGAACAACAUAAGUAGUUCACCAACGACUGCUACUGUUUCUAAAAGCGAAUUGCCAUCGACUAUCAAACACUUUAUUGAUUAUAAGGAUGAUGUUAUGAAAUUAGAUGAUCGGACUAAGAAAUUGGGUGAAAUUCCGGUUCAUGCUCUGAAAGAGUCGCAGACUUACCUACUAAAUAAUAUGGAAAUAUUAUCUGAGCAACAAAAAGAUGCAUUGGUCAUGACCUCCUUUGAAGCCGAAUUGAAAGGUGACCAUGACAAAGCCUAUCAGAUUGUCUUUCAAUCCGAAUUGAUGUCUUAUAUCAUAGAAGUUUAUACUUUGAAACAGAUUCCUUAUUUGCAUACUACCCAAAUGGCUGAUGUUAUUCGUAUGUUUUUUGAGAAAGUGUUUUAUUCCACCAAAAAUGAUAUGGGGAAACAGUCAUUUUUAUCGGCUGUUGAAUCAAGAUUUGAGCAUAUUAAAACUCGGUGUAAGAUUAUUAAGGAAGAAGAUAAUAAGGAGACCAAAGGUGCUUCAGAUGAGCAAGAGGGCGUUGAAACGAUUCAAUUGAAAUCUUUGGACGAGUCUAGCGAGCUAGUGGUCAACUUACCCAAUUUGGACAAUCCAGCUAAUGAGGAAGAGAAAAAAAUAGUUGAGUUAUUUAAAAGUUUACCUCCUAGCAUGCAAAAAGCCGUCAAGAGUGGAAGUUUAGAUGAAAUUAAUAAGGUUUUUGCCGAUAUGUCAAUUGAUGAAGCUGAACAUAUUCUAAGUAUAUUCGAUGAGGCCAAUAUUAUCGGGGUUGCUGCAUUAUUAGAAGAUGAAAAGGAAUUUGAUACUCUAAAGGAAGAAUAUAAUACUUCAAAAUUAAAUGACCUAUCUCUAUCAGAAGAACCAACUGGAAGCAAGCCUGUAACUAAGUCUAUUGAGGAUGAGGUUGAUUAG